AUGGCUAUGCACUAUACUCCCAUCUUCUUCCUCCUGUUCUUGAGUUCGUUCUGCAAAUCCGAUGACCAGCUCACUCGUACAAAGCCACUCACUCACGAUGACAUACUCAUCUCCAAGGGUGGGGAUUUUGCUCUCGGCUUCUUCUCCCCAACCAGCUCCAACAAGAGCUUCUACCUCGGCAUAUGGUACCACAGUAUCCCCGGACCGCGCACCAUCGUGUGGGUUGCCAACCGAGACAAGCCAAUCACCACCCCUUCGUCUGCCGUGCUCACCAUCACCAACGGUUCUCAAAUGGUAUUGUCCGACUCCAAAGGUCACAAUAUUUGGACAACCACAAACAAUAUUGUCGCUGGAGGGCCCGAAGCUUUCGCAGUGCUACUCGACUCGGGGAAUUUUGUUGUCCGGCUAUCGAAUGCCAAGGAUCAGAUGUGGCAGAGCUUCGACCAUCCGACCGACACAAUACUUCCAAACAUGAGAGUUUUGGUGAGUUACAAGGGACAGGUCGCCGUGAGUCUCGUUGCUUGGAAGGGCCCAGAUGACCCGUCCUCUGGAGACUUCUCAUGUGGCGGUGACCCUAGCUCGCCGACUCUGCAGAGGAUGAUUUGGAAUGGAACCAGGCCGUAUUGCCGCAGUAACGUGUUGAAUGGUGUGUCGGUGACUGGGGGUGUACACCUAAGCAACGCCAGUUCUGUCUUGUUUGAAACGUCCCUCAGUCUAGGUGACGGAUUCUACUACAUGUUCACAGUCUCAGGUGGCUUAACAUUCGCGCGUUUGACACUAGAUUACACCGGCAUGUUUAGGUCCCUAAACUGGAACCCCCAUUUAUCCUCAUGGACAGUCAUUUCUGAGAGCCCCAAAGCUGCUUGCGACCUCUACGCCUCAUGUGGCCCAUUCAGCUAUUGCGACCUCACUGGGACUGUCCCGGCGUGCCAAUGCCUCGAUGGGUUCGAGCCCAGUGAUCUUAAGUUUUCAAGAGGAUGUCGGAGAAAAGAAGAAUUGAAAUGCGACAAGCAAAGUUAUUUCGUAACCUUGCCUUGGAUGAGGAUCCCGGACAAGUUCUGGCACGUUAAGAAAAUAAGUUUCAAUGAAUGCGCGGCCGAGUGCAGUAGCAACUGCUCAUGUAUAGCAUAUGCUUACGCCAACUUGAGCAGCGUUGGUGCUAUGGCCGACUCGUCGAGGUGCUUGAUUUGGACUGGGGAGCUUGUUGACAUAGGGAAGUUCAGCAUGAACUACGGCGAGAACCUUUACCUUCGCCUUGCUAACACUCCUGCUGACAAAAGGAGCAGCACAAUAAAGAUUGUACUCCCGAUUGUAGCAUGCCUGCUGCUAUUGACAUGCAUAGCCCUCGUCUGGAUUUGCAAACACAGAGGAAAAAUGAGAAAGAAAGAAACACAGAAGAAAAUGAUGCUGGAAUACUUUAGCACAUCCAACGAGCUUGAAGGAGAAAAUACAGAAUUUUCAUUUAUUAGCUUUGAGGACAUCCUUUCGGCAACAAAUAUGUUCGCUGAUUCCAAUUUGCUUGGACGGGGAGGUUUUGGAAAAGUUUACAAGGGAACAUUGGAAUGUGGAAAUGAAGUUGCUGUGAAAAGGCUUAGCAAGGGUUCUGGACAAGGCACGCUGGAGUUCAGAAAUGAAGUGGUUCUAAUUGCCAAGUUGCAGCACAAGAACCUAGUUAGACUUCUUGGUUGUUGCAUUCAUCAAGAUGAGAAGUUACUGAUCUACGAAUACUUACCUAACAAAAGUUUAGAUGUGUUUCUUUUCGAUGUUGCACGGAAAUAUGAGCUUGAUUGGUCGACACGGUUCAAAAUAAUUAAAGGGAUAGCAAGAGGCCUUCUUUAUCUCCAUCAAGAUUUAAGAUUAACAAUAAUUCACAGAGAUCUCAAACCAAGCAACAUCUUGUUGGACAAAGAAAUGAUUCCCAAAAUUUCAGAUUUUGGUAUGGCAAAAAUAUUUGGUGCAAACCAGAACCAAGCAAACACUAUCCGUGUCGUUGGGACAUAUGGUUACAUGUCACCUGAGUAUGUGAUAGGAGGUGCCUGUUCUACAAAAUCGGACACUUAUAGCUUCGGUGUUCUUCUCUUGGAGAUUGUUAGUGGCCUGAAGAUCAGCUCACCUCAGCUUAUACCUACCUUUUCUAGCCUUAUAACUUAUGCGUGGAGAUUAUGGGAAGAUGGGAAAGCGACUGAAUUGGUGGACUCUUCGUUUGUUGACAGCUGCCCACUUCACGAAGUUCUACGGUGUAUCCAAGUGGGACUCUUAUGUGUUCAAGAUCGUCCAGAUGAUCGGCCACUUAUGUCAUUGGUUAUAGUUACGUUAGAGAACGAAAGCGUGGUGCUUCCAGCUCCAAAGCAACCAGUAUAUUUUGAUCUACGUAACUGUGAUGGUGGAGAAGCAAGGGAGAGCAUGGUGAAUUCUGCGAACCCAAUGAGUAUCACAACACUCGAGGGCCGUUAGAUGUUCUCUAAUUUAGUCUAUGUGAAAUUUAACAUAUUAUGAUGUCCUCUCUGUGAACUGAAAUCUUGCGCAGGCAGUCGUCAUGAGGUUUAUCAAUUGUAUGGGUAAAUCCGUGAAUAAUUAGACGUCUUCGACGCAAGGUACCCCUGUACUGGUCCUCUAUAUGUGCUACUGGUAUGCCAUUUUUAUGAGAGGAUUUCCCCCCA
Brachypodium distachyon (stiff brome) is the source of this 2660-nucleotide messenger RNA. RefSeq names its product G-type lectin S-receptor-like serine/threonine-protein kinase B120. Gene Ontology annotation, molecular function: ATP binding; protein serine/threonine kinase activity. The record is from RefSeq and is a predicted model, not a curated record. The transcript is spliced from 7 exons. NCBI's taxonomy places the organism in Eukaryota, Viridiplantae, Streptophyta, Magnoliopsida, Poales, Poaceae. Gene Ontology annotation, biological process: protein phosphorylation; recognition of pollen. The coding region runs from base 1 to 2454 and encodes 817 amino acids.